Molecule: messenger RNA, 6292 nt
Organism: Arvicanthis niloticus (Nile rat)
Lineage: Eukaryota; Metazoa; Chordata; Mammalia; Rodentia; Muridae
Gene: Tlcd4
Product: TLC domain containing 4
Biological process (GO): lipid homeostasis
Cellular component (GO): endoplasmic reticulum; membrane
Source: RefSeq, a predicted model, not a curated record
CGGAGCCGCGGCGAGCGCCAGCCCAGUCCGAGCGGCCGCGGCCCCUUUAAGGAGCCGCUCUGCGGUAACCCGAGCCCGCAGUCCGGGCGGGCGCGGCGGCAGCGCGAGCCUCGGCGACAGCUCCUCCAGGCUCCCCCGGCUUCCCGCGAGCAUCUCGCGCGUGGCUCCGGCCGGCGCAGCCCUCGGGCCGGGCUGGAUGACCAGGCGCCUGUGAGCCCCGUUGCGUUCUCCCGGCCCCGCGCAGCCGCCGCCCGCGGGAGUCGUCCCGGGACCCGGCACAGGCAAUGGUUUAUGACUUAUCUUAAAUGAUUCUUAGAAAUUAUCCGAUCAACUCUUUCAAUUUAUAGAUGAGAAAACUGAGUCAAAGAGAAACAGGCUGAGGGACUAUGGAGGCGAGCAGUAAGCUGGCCGUUGGCACUCUCUGCAGCAGCUUUGUCAUCUUUCAGGUUCUUUUCCAUUUUGUAAGUUACUGGUUUUCGGCAAGAGUUUCUUCAGGUUAUAACAAUCUUAGCAUCGAGAAGAAGAUCGAGUGGAACUCAAGGGUCGUAUCUACGUGCCACUCCUUGCUGGUUGGGAUUUUUGGCUUAUACCUCUUCUUCUUCGAUGAGGCUACUAUAGCUGACCCACUCUGGGGCGAUCCGACGUAUGUGAACAUAAAUAUUGCGACAGCUUCCGGCUACCUCAUUUCUGAUUUAUUCAUUAUACUUUUUAAUUGGAAAGUGAUCGGCGACAAAUUUUUUAUACUCCACCAUUGCACAGCACUAGCUGCGUACUUCUUUGUAUUGAAAUAUGGAGUGCUUGCAUACAUUGCCAAUUUCCGCCUGCUUGCUGAGCUUUCCAGCCCCUUUGUAAACCAGAGGUGGUUCUUUGAAACCCUGAAGUACCCCAAGUUUUCCAAAGUCAAUGUCAUCAAUGGAAUUCUUAUGACAGUGGUCUUUUUCAUCGUGCGGAUCAUGGCAAUACCUCCAAUGUAUUUCUACGUUUACUCUGUGUAUGGAACAGAACCCUACAUAAGGUUUGGAUUUGUAAUCCAGUUUGCCUGGAUCUCUACUUGUAUUAUUUUAGAUGUGAUGAAUAUCAUGUGGAUGAUCAAAAUCACGAAAGGAUGCAUCAAAGUCAUCUCUCUCAUCAGACAAGAGAAAGCCAAGGAUAACCUUCAGAAUGGAAAACUCGAUUAAAGGCGUGCUUCAUCAGACACCUUGUUUCCAUAAGCCAUCUUCAUUCCCGUGUGCCGUCUGAUAGAAUGAGUUUCUGCGCCGCUCUGUUUGGCAGGAUCGUUACUCAUGGUUUCAGUGUUUUCUUUUCUCCUUUCUUUAAUCUUUAGACAAGAGAAAAUAAAAUUUAGUUUUCACCCCAGGAUUUCUUUUUUCCUUCUAUAUUUUUAAGCAUGAAUGGAAAUUGAAAGGCUUAAAUAAAAGUUGUAAGUAGAAUGGCAAAACCUUUCUGAACUCUCAGUGUACAUUGGGAUUUUUCUCUGCAGGAAAGUGACUGGUGAGUUGGUGGCGUUUGUAUACCACCCAUUUUGCUGAAGGAAUGAGAAUGACAUUUAAGUCUGUGAGCAGCUCAGUUCUCUGUUCUUUUCUAAUGUCAGUGCCUGUACAGGGCUUCAUUUCUAAGUUGCCAGCAUGUCCCUUCCCCAGGCCAUCAGAAAUGACACAAUUUUAUUGGGGUAUGCAGUCAUCUGUUACGAUGGAGUAUUUCUCACGUUGAUACUAUCAUAUUUGAAAAUAGUUUAUGCAUUUUAAGAUUUCAGAUGCUGCUUUAUUUUUUAUCUUUAGUGCUUUAUCCAAUUAUAUUUUGAAAAUUUUAUAGUCAGGCAACGUUUAAGACCCAUCGUAUGGAACAUAUGAAUGCCGGUAGAUGACACUCAAGCUAAUGGGAGGACUCCUAGGAACACACGUCCUCAGCACACUGCCUUCCCCUGUUUCCUUGUACUUUGCCCAUGAAGAUCAUAUUUCUUCUUGCAAAAUCUUCCCCAAGUUCCAAGCCUGACACCAGAGCAUCAGUCUUUUCUAGACUGCAGUGGACAUGCUUCUGAAAUUAGCCUCACUUUGGUGAGACUAAAACUACAGACAAGUCAGGAGUUUUGCUUUACUCAGAGAUUUUACUCAGGCUUGCUUAGUUUAUCUUUGCUUUUUUGUUUUCUUAAAGAGCAGGAGGGAAGGAAGGUGAUUUAACCCAAGUGUUCUGAUUAUCAAAACUGUCAUUCUAUGUGAGAAAGGUAAUCGUGGGCGUGCAUGGGCGUGCAUGUGUGCGCGUGCAUGCCUGUGUGUGGGCACGUGUUUUCCUUUGAUUCUUGCAAUCCAAAUAUAGAAUUAUAUAUUUAGCUAUUGUUGCCUUUAUUUAUUUCUUUCUGAAGUACUUGACUUUAAUGAUUGUUCUUAAGAUACAGACUUAAUCCAAUUAGUGGUGAAUACUUGAAUUUAACUGAACCUAAACCAAAAGAUCUAAUCCGUUUAGAGUCUCAGACUGAAGGAGAACGUUUGACUCUUUCAUUAUUCAUCUUAUGACGAUGACAGGAGACUAGUGGAAUGUAAUCAAAACAUUUAAUGUAAUGUAGUUUAAUUUAAUUGUCCAAUACAGAUAGAGUCUGGAAAGUUCUAGUAUGUUUAAAGAUGGGAAUUGAAAUUCCAGUCAAUCAAAUGAUAAAGAUCAAGUUGACUGUCUUGUACUUGGUGUAUUUACUUUUGAAAGAUAAAGUCAGGUAAAAGAUAGGGCUUUGUCUGUUGGUAAUGGCUGGCUAAGUUUAAUGCUGUCUCCAGCAUAGGCACUUAAGUGUGUAUUGGUGUGUAAAAGUGAAGGUAUAGGAGUGCAAAUGAUUUUAUAUUGUUCAUGGCUCUUUUACAAGAAAAUGAGCUUUUUUAAAAAAAAAAAAAAGGAGAGAAGACAUUUAUAUUAUAAAACUAUUUUGGAAAUUCACUGAGAAAGGAAUAAAUCUUGAGGUAAAUAUUUUUGGCCCUUUGGAUACUGCUACAGUUCUGAACACAGAUUUUUAAACUCGCCAUCAAAAUGAUGGUAGUGUACAGUUAUGAUUCCCCAUGGAGGCGAUAAUUAUUUCUUGUUUAAAGGGUCAUUUGUAUUUCGUUGCUGUUAUCAUUGAUCGAUAUAACCAAUAAGUAUACUCAGAAUAUUAAACAUUAAACCCAGAUUUGCCAUUGUAAUCCUUAUUAGCUUCAGCAUCCAAAAUUUAACCCUCCACGUCCUUUAUAGAAAGGAGAUGCAUCGGAAAUGUCCUGCAAACUGCCACUGCAAGUCAGCCGUCCCCCGGGGCUGUGUUUUGCUGUUCUGUGAUCACAUAUAUCAACCUAAAUUACAAAUAAAGACAGAACAUAGUAUUUAAUGAAACAAUGAAAUUUUCAUUUAUUGAAUGACAAAUUUUUGCUAGAUAUUUUAGAUAUAAGUAUUUUGGCUACAUGGAUUAAUUUAAAUGAAUCUAUUAGGCAUUCUGAUAUUUAACAAGUCUUAAAAUAUUUAUAGAAAAUAAAAGCAAAUUGGUAUAAAUUUUUAAGCAAUUCUAUUUUUCUAGAGAAGAUUAGUGACAAUCUGAAUAUGUAGUAUUCUAGAAAACAAACUUUAAAAAAAAAAAGAGCAAAAAUCAACUAAUAGCAUGCAAGAUCAUGGAUCCUGCAUUCGAUAUUUUAUGUGUGAGACUUAAAAUUUUUCAAGCUUGGGUUCAUAGAGUUUGCAUUCUUGUGUCUAAAAUCAUUUGGAGGAUUGUUUGCAUUUAUUUGAAAUUCAAAAUGAAGUUACAUAUGCAUGCAAAGAAAUUAACUCAAAGUACUCUGGUAUGUUGGCUUUUAAAACUUGAAGUGGGUUUGUUUUGUUUUAUUUUGUUUGUUUCCUGUUAUUUCAUGGACCAGUUAUGUGUUAAGAGGAAUAAUGGUAGGUUUUACCAUCUCUGAGAGUUACUUGCUGUGUUUUAGAUAAACUGGGUCCAUAAGGUUUGGAAAAUUGCCUAAUUUAUAGGUACUUGGAUGAAAUUCUUUCAUAAAUUUUAAUAAUUUGCUUAACUCAAAGUUUCUGUUCAAGUGUCAGAUUUUUUUAAUUGCUUCCUCUGAGGCCUGGGCAUUUGAAGACAAGUUCUCUGUGAGGUUUCAGCAUUACUCCUGGAGGCAUUUCUUAGGUUUUCGUUUGCCAUGAAUGAAGAAAGGCAAAAGUCCCGUCCGAACACAUGUUUCUUUCCUUUUAUUUUUAAGAAAUAUCAACAUGUCCCAUAAGACCCUAUUAGCAUAUCUGCAUUGCUCUUUAGCUCCCACUAUGUAAAUAAGCACCUUAAUGAUCGGUUUGUAUGCAUUGCCUUGCUUUAAGUACUUUAGCAGUCUGUGCAGUUGAAAAGCCCACCUAGUUAUGGGCAUCAGUAGUGUUUCAUAGAAGGUUGUGCAUCUUGUGUUUUGGAUUUCAUCAAAAGGAAACAUUUUAUUCUGUUAUAUUGGCAGAGUGUUUCUCAGCAGGUGUGAGCUACCAGUGAGAAUCUUCCUGUGUGAAGAAUCUCCGAAUGUGCACACACAGCUCCCAGCCUUAACCACAACUCACUCAUGUUAAAGCUAAGUCUGAUACAAACCUCUGAUGUGUGCAGAAAUGAGAAAAUCCCACAGGGCCCGGAGUAGGAGGAGACAGCAAGACUGCUUUUCCUUUCAGAGAUGUUAUUUCUUCCUUAAUUGGUCGUUUUCCGCUGAGCUCACCUGGCCUGCUCAUCUCCAGUGCCCCACAGUCUUCAGUAUCCCCUCUCCAUAUGCCAGGGCCUCUCUGUGUCUCUCUCUGAGACAUCCCCACUCAUCUGGAUGCUUCUCAAUCUCUUGCGGCAAGUUUCAGAGUUUACAAACAGGUUUUCUUAUGGACACAAGGAUUGUAGGAGGUAUAAAUAAAGAUCCGACAAACCACAAUUUAUUAAGAGGCUACAGGAAGCCAGUCAGCAUAUAAUAAUACUUGUUUACAACUUGAAACAAAAGUAAUUAUGUUUUAUUAAGACACAUCUGUAAGCUCUUUCUUAAACUGGUUUAGCAAUAGGAGUUUUAUACAGUGUUUCAGCUAGGGAUUUAUUGUAGGUGUGUUAAUUAUAUAAAUGUUCUUUAUAGACCCCCAUGACAGUAUUGAGGGUACAAAACAGAGCUGUUAUGAUGAAGGCAGGGUCUGGCUUGUGGCGAAUUGUUUGAGUCUUCAACAUAAAUGACUUCUGUAUGACGUCUUAAAUAAAUAUUUAGUGUUUCCUGGGAGUACAAUGCCCAGGGACUUGAGCCCUGGUACCUUUGUGGUCCAGACUUCAGCUCCCACCUUUUAGAUAGUGUGUCAUAUUUUGAUUGCUUUCUAUUGCAGUAGGCAGCUUCUAAAGAUGGGUUUCUUUGCAUUGAAAAUACUCACAUGUAUCCACCCUGAAUAGCAGUUUUGAUAUCAGGUCCUGCACACAAGACCAACACAAUGACAACUGUUUCUAAAUCUCAGAUUUAUAAGCUCUGAGCCUCUGGCUGGGAAUUUGUUAGUCACCAUCUCACCUUUUUUCUUUGCAUUUUAAUGUAAUUCUUCAAUUGGUGUGUUUUAUAAUCAUUUGUUCCUUUUUAGUUAAUAGAACCUAAUAAUAUGGCUGUAAAUAAAAUGUGCUCUGUAUUUUUGUUGCUUGGUUGAUUGGUUUGAUUGAUUAUGUCCGCUUUUUACUUAAGGAAUUUUUGUGUAGAUUAUAUUCUUAAAAGUAGGAUAAACUAUGAAGUUUUUUGGGUUAUUUGAAUUUGUAAUAACAUUUCAACAUAGAUCUUAUUUGCAAAAGCUACUUUAAAACUUCAGUACAUGCAUUAGCUAUAGUGAUAUGUACGAUUUUUCUCUGAUACUAUAAUAUAUUAUAUUGUCAAAAUAUGCUUAAUAAUUUAUUUCCAUAAGACAGAAGAGUUUUAUUUACAAAACAUAAGGCCAGAUAAUUUAUAAAUCAGUGUUACUAAGAUGUAUCAGUAAUUAAAAUACAACCUAGGAUCUUCGAUUUGGUUUCUGGUUGUGCUAUGUUUGAAGGGAUAAAUGUCUUUUCAGUACUUUCAUUAAACUUUUGAAAUGUUUGUAUACUUUGUAUGUGUGCCAUUUUGACGUUUAUGCAAGUUCUAAGCAAUAACCUGCAUGUUCUACCUGGGCAGCAUCCUCUGUCAGGACAGUUUCCUUUAGUAUUAAGAACGAUACAGAUCAAUAUUGUAUAGUUCUCCCCUCUCCCAGUGAACACCUUGGGAGUUUCCUCUGUUAAAACACUACUAUAAUGUGGUGCAAAACUUUGUAUUUUGUGAAAAAAAAAAAUAAAGCCACAAUUAUUUAAUGCAAA